AUGCCCGGCAUGUGGUAUCAUAUCUCAAACGCCAAUGAGUACCUCGUCGUCACCGGCGCCGGCGUCGACGACGUGCGGAUUGUCAAGAAAGCCCUGGUCUACCCAUGGCAGCGCGUCGCUCGGAUCUCCGUUUCGCCCUUUGACUUCUCACUCAACCUGCAGGCCAUGACCAUCGAAAAGCUCCAGUUCGCCCUGCCUGCCGUCUUCACCAUCGGCCCAGAUAACAAGCCAGAAGCCCUCAAGAAGUAUGCAUUGCUCCUCAGCGGGAACCCAGAUGGCACCCCUUCCGCCGGCCGGAAACCUGGCCAGGCCAUUGUGCCGACUCAGAGAGGCCAUGUCCAAGACAUCGUGAAAGGUAUCAUUGAGGGAGAGACGCGUGUCAUUGUCUCAAGCAUGACCAUGGAGGAAAUCUUCAAGGAGCGGCAGGUCUUCAAGCAGAAGGUUAUCGAGAACGUCCAGAACGAGUUGGACCAGUUUGGUCUGCGCAUCUACAAUGCCAACGUCAAGGAACUUCAAGACACACCAGGCUCCGAGUACUUUGCCUUUCUCUCUCGCAAAGCCCACGAAGGAGCGUCCAAUCAAGCCCGUAUCGAUGUGGCCGAAGCUCGCAUGCGAGGUGAAAUCGGCGAGGCUGCCAAACGCGGUCAUACAAAGCAGGAAAUCUCCAAGAUUGAAGCAGAGACGGCGGUGCUCGAGACCAAGCGGAGAGCCGACAAGGCCCAAGCAGACGCCGAGCUCACCAACCGGCAGACCGAACUGGACAUGACCAUUCAAAUCAAUCAAAUCCAAGCCCGCAGAGCCGCCGAAGCCCGCGAUUCUGAACUGCAGAAAGAGGUCGAGAUGAAAAAGGCGGCUACGGAGCUUGAACGUCUUCGCGCCAAAGACCUCGUCCGAGCCCAAAUCUCAAAGGAGACGACCCAACAAGAGGCCGACGCAGGCCUCUACCGAGCAUCCAAGGAAGCUGAUGCCAAGGCCUACGCGGAAAAGCAGGAUGCCGAUGCCCAGUUGUUCAAGCAGCAACGUCAAAUUCAAGCCAGCGUCGAACGCCAGACGAAAGAGGCCGACGCCAUGUACCAUGCCAAGAUGCGUGAAGCCGAAGCCACCAAGGCCCAGGCGGAAGCGUACCGGGAGUUGGCUGACGCAUUCGGCGGACCUCAGGGCCUGCUUCAAUACAUGAUGCUGAAGGAGAACGUCUACGAGAAGCUUGCCUUGGCCAACGCAAAGGCCAUCCAAGGUCUCCAGCCCAAGAUCACGGUGUGGAACACGGGCAACGGCGACGGCAGUGGCGCCAUGGAACAAGGCAUCGCGCCGAUCAAGAACAUCAUGCAGUCCCUGCCUCCACUGCUCACCACGAUCCAGGAACAAACCGGCAUGACGCCACCGAACUGGAUGGUGCAAAUGCCCAAGGACAUCAACGGACAACUCAAACCCGAGGAACGGAGAAAGAUCCUGAGCCACGGCGCCGCCGACGAGAAGAAGGGCUGA
Molecule: messenger RNA, 1485 nt
Organism: Fonsecaea nubica
Lineage: Eukaryota; Fungi; Ascomycota; Eurotiomycetes; Chaetothyriales; Herpotrichiellaceae
Exons: 3
Coding region: 1-1485 (494 amino acids)
Biological process (GO): protein localization to plasma membrane
Cellular component (GO): plasma membrane
Source: RefSeq, a predicted model, not a curated record